AAAGGCGGAAAAGCGGGGAGCGGGAGCGUCGCUCGUCCGCGCCGCCAGCCGACGGGGCGGCUGCUGGCCUCCCGGGCCGGGCCUCCUCCGAGCCGCGCGCCAUGGCGUCGGAGGGGCCGCGGGAGCCGGUCGGCGAGGGCAUCAAGUUGUCAGCAGAUGUCAAGCCGUUUGUCCCCAAAUUUGCAGGGCUCAGUGUGGCCUGGGCAGAGUCUUCGGAAGCACGUGUGUUCCCCGGCUGUGCAGCCACCUACUACCCGUGUGUUCAGGAGCUGCCGGUGCCUGAGCGGAAGCUCUACACUGAAGAUGUGGCCUUUGGGGCUUCAACGUUUCCACCUCAGUAUUUAUCUUCUGAGCUCGCUCUUCAUCCAUGCAGUUAUUCUCCUUACCCCAUGGAGUGUGCACAGAGUGUCUGCCCAGUGCCUGGGUCCCAGUAUGCUUACGGCCACCCCAGCGGUUACCGAGGUUUUCAGACCAUGAAGCCACGAAGCGAGCAGAUGUGCCCUCUCCCACAAGACACGAAAGCUCUGUUUAAGAAAAAAACAUACGAGCAAAAGUUUGACAGCAAGAAGGCUGACGGAUCUCUGUCAUCGGAUCUAAAAUCAGUUAGAGGUUCACAUCCUAUGUCCAUUCACGCUGACAGUAAUUUGAAAUCAGAUACAGAUGGUUAUCAUAAACGAACAGACAGGAAAUCCAGAAUUGUUGAAAAAAGUGGAUCUGCCUCCAAACCUGAGUUUGAAUUUACCAGGUUGGAUUUUCCUGAGCUGCCAGGCCCAGAGAACAGCAAGCUCUCAGAGACACAGAAGCCGCCCAAGUGGGGGCCUCUACGCUCCACCUCAGCUGACCUUUCUCUCCUCAGGGAGGUGGUGAAACCCACUGUGGUGACAGCAGAGGGUGAAGGGGUGGUGAGAAGCACAGAUGCAGUGGAGUCUAUGACUGGCAGCUCUGUGGCCGAUCCCUCCUCAUGUACCAGAGAGUUAUCUUGGACACCAAUGGGUUAUGUUGUUCGGCAGACAUUAUCUACAGAACGGUCAGCAGCCCCUAAAAACGUUACUUCCAUGAUAAACCUAAAGAUGGUUGCUUCAUCAGCAGACCCUAAAAGUGUUAGUAUAUCACCUCCUGAAGUUUUACCUUCGGAUCUUUCCUACAAAGAGAGACAUGUCCACCCAGCUAAAAAGUCCAAAGCGUCACAGGGUGGCGAUCCCGAACAGAAUGAAGCCUCAAGAAAGCAUAAGAAAAAGAAAGAAAAGUCUAAAUCAAAAUAUGAAGUCUUGACAGUUCAGGAGCCACCAAGGAUUGAAGAUGCCGAGGAGUUCCCCAAUCUGGCAGUUGCAUCUGAAAGAAGAGACAGAGUAGCAUCUCCGAAAUUUCAAUCCAAACAGCAGCCACAGAAUAAUUUUAAAAAUAGUGGAAAGAAGAGCCAACUUCCGGUACAGUUGGAUUUAGGGGGAAUGCUAGCAGCCCUGGAAAAGAAGCAGCACUCCCAGAGCUCGAAGCCGUCCUCCAAACCUGUGGUGUUCUCAGUUGGGGCGGUGCCGGUUCUCUCCAGGGACACUGCGUCGGGGAAGAAGGGCCACCACUUCAGCCAGGUGAAGUCCCCACACAACCCCUUGGACUCCAGCGCCCCGCUGAUGAAGAAGGGGAAGCAGAGGGAGGUCCCCAAGGCCAAGAAGCCAACCUCGUUGAAGAAGAUCAUUUUGAAAGAACGGCAGGAGAGAAAGCAGCAGCGUCUCCAAGAAAAUGCUGUGAGCCCAGCUCCUGCCAGUGACGCUGUGCCGGACGGGGAGAGCGGCGGUGACGAUGAGGCCUUCGAGCAGGUUGACCCCUCAGUUUCAGAGGGACCGGAGGAGGUGCUGUCCUCUGCUCCCGCAGUGGAGAGCGGGUCAGAAGAGCCGCCGAGAGCUGAGCUCCAGAAGGAGGCGGAGGGCUGCCACCUGGUGCCCAAUGGCGCCAGCUGCCCCAAGAUCCACAGCCGGAGAUUCAGGGACUACUGCAGCCAGAUGCUGAGCAAGGAGGUGGAUGCUUGUGUCACGGAUCUGCUGAAGGAGCUGGUGCGAUUCCAAGACCGCAUGUACCAGAAGGAUCCGGUCAAGGCUAAGACCAAACGCCGACUCGUGCUGGGGCUGCGGGAGGUCCUCAAGCAUCUGAAGCUCAGGAAGCUCAAAUGCAUCAUCAUCUCUCCCAACUGUGAGAAGAUCCAGUCGAAAGGUGGGCUGGAUGACACGCUGCACACCAUCAUUGAUUACGCCUGUGAGCAGAACAUUCCCUUUGUGUUUGCACUCAACCGCAAGGCUCUGGGGCGCAGUUUGAACAAGGCUGUCCCUGUCAGUGUGGUGGGCAUCUUCAGCUACGAUGGGGCCCAGGACCAGUUCCACAGGAUGGUCGAGCUGACGAUGGCUGCGCGGCAGGCCUACAAGACCAUGUUGGAGAACGUGCGCCAGGAGUUGGCCGGGGAACCUGGGACCCCAGCUCUGGCCAAUCCGCCCAUGCAGGGUCCUGGCUGCUCCACGCAGGACAGCCCCCCUGCUCCUACAGCCGAGAAAGAAGAGCCCCAUUACAUUGAAAUCUGGAGGAGACACCUGGAAGCAUACAGUCGCUGUGCCCUGGAGCUGGAAGACUCACUGGAGGCUUCAACCUCUCAGAUGAUGAACCUGAACUUAUAGGAAGAAUUCUGUGUGUGUGUCGUGUGGGGUAAGGAGGGGGGGGUGUGACAGACUCCGGGGCCUUUUUCUUCCCAGGUUUUCACUGACCUGAUGUAUUCUAUUCUGUGUGGCUGAUAACUGGGAGGGGGUCCAGGGUGUGCCUCCUGGAAUGGAUGCUCAGGUGGCUGGCAGGAGCCUUGCCAGAGAGCCCUGAGACACAGCUUUGGAUGUAAGCGUACGUUGUCUGGGAAGACUGCAACGUGUGGUGCCCUGAGUCUGCUGUGAAGGAAACCCCCUCUGAUGCGGAAAAGCCGAGCUGGGUUAGUUUGUGGCAGCCACUGCAGGCCGCAGCCCUGGGGCUGGUGUUCUUGCCUGAGGACCCAGCACAGCCGCAGAGAAGCCAGCAGGCGGGUGUGGUGGGGCCACUUUUGGGGUGGGGGGGCUUUCUCGGGACCUGGUUCUUCGGCUGGAAGAUUUGGGGGUACUUGGAAUGUCUGCUAAAAUGAGCCUCACUCAGAAGGAAAAUCAGUUCUCUAACCUGUGACCUUUUGACAUGAAUUAUUCCUUUUUGUCUUUAUUUUUCAAAGAAGCAAUGUAUAUUGAAGUCCUAAAUUUCUAUAGGCUUUUUUGUAAAUGAACUUAUUCUUUGAAUGUGGUUUCUGUCUUGGAGGCCAGCAGGAUAGAAGUUUGCUUUCAUACUUUGCUGUAAGUAAGAGGGCUUAUUUAUUUUGAAUAAAGAGCAAUGAUUUGA
Molecule: messenger RNA, 3390 nt
Organism: Nyctereutes procyonoides (raccoon dog)
Lineage: Eukaryota; Metazoa; Chordata; Mammalia; Carnivora; Canidae
Gene: SECISBP2
Product: SECIS binding protein 2
Exons: 17
Coding region: 102-2660 (852 amino acids)
Biological process (GO): selenocysteine incorporation
Cellular component (GO): ribonucleoprotein complex
Molecular function (GO): ribonucleoprotein complex binding; mRNA 3'-UTR binding; selenocysteine insertion sequence binding
Source: RefSeq, a predicted model, not a curated record